This is a messenger RNA of Osmerus eperlanus (European smelt), 2292 nucleotides long. RefSeq names its product claudin 2 (gene cldn2). Bases 728 to 1564 code for a protein of 278 amino acids. The transcript is spliced from 2 exons. Gene Ontology annotation, biological process: bicellular tight junction assembly; cell adhesion. Lineage: Eukaryota; Metazoa; Chordata; Actinopteri; Osmeriformes; Osmeridae. Gene Ontology annotation, molecular function: structural molecule activity. The record is from RefSeq and is a predicted model, not a curated record. Gene Ontology annotation, cellular component: bicellular tight junction; plasma membrane.
UCUGAUACAGGGUCUGGGAAUGCAAGCAGACCUGGAUAACUAGCUGACCUCCACAUGGACACACACACACUUGACGUGAGAAGAGACAAAUGUUUUGAGGGAUUAAUGUGGAUCCUCAUCUGAGUCAGGGGAGUUGUUGAGACAGGACAGCAGCAGAAAGACCAUGCUUGUGUCACCGGCCGUCUGUGCCCCCCCUGCCCGGCCAGGGGCCUGGGACUGCACUGGACUGUACAUGGGUGAACAGACCAACAGUCUGUUGUUUUUGGGGGUGGGGAGAGAUGAGUGAUGAGUGAAUAUUUAACUCUCUCGUGGGGGGAAACUGGGUUUAUCUGUGUACACACGGAGGGGUGAAGGACCUGGGGCGAUCGACAGACAGGAGAGCGGACACACACACACUGACGGACGUGGAAAGGGGAACAUCCCGCCGAGAAAGGUAGAAAGGGCGAGCGAGAGAGUAAAUCAGAGGGAAGAAGAGAGAGAGGAGGAACAUUAAAGAGAGAGAAAAAUACAAUUUGGAGAAUUUAGAGAGAAACAAAGACGUAAAAGAGGAUUACAUCGGAACGUUUGACCGAGGAGAACAAACGGGGCCAGCGAGAGGUGUGUGUGUGCGAGUGAGAGGACCACACAGCCGCACAAACUGGGCUCGCACGCCCUCACGUCAACAAGGAGAGAAAAAGCCAAGCCACCUUCGUGAAAGAAAAACCGCCUCGACCUUCCGACCUCCAUCAUGGCGUCCUUGGCCCUGGAGCUCAUGGGCUUCUUCCUGGGUCUACUGGGCAUGCUCGGGACGCUGGUUGCCACGGUGCUGCCCUAUUGGCGGACGUCGGCGCACAUCGGCUCCAACAUCGUCACGGCCGUGGGAAACAUGAAGGGCCUAUGGAUGGAGUGCGUGUACCAGAGCACCGGAACCUUCCAGUGCGAGACCUAUAACUCCAUGCUGGCGCUGCCCUCCGACCUGCAGGCGUCGCGCGCCCUCAUGGUCAUGUCCGUGGUCCUCUCCGUCCUCGCCGUCGCCACGACGACCCUGGGGAUGCAGUGCACCGUGUGCCUGGAGGGUUCUGGCGCCAAGACCCGCGUGGCGGGGUGCGGGGGCGUGCUGUUCCUCGCCGCGGGCUUCCUGGCGCUCAUCCCCGUGUCGUGGACGACCCACGAGGUGGUGCAGACCUUCUACCAGCCCGGCCUGCCCGCCAGCAUGAAGUUCGAGCUGGGGGAGAGCCUGUACAUCGGCCUGGCGUCCGCUCUGCUCUCCAUGCUGGGCGGCGGGCUGCUCUGCGUGUCCUUCUGCGACGAGCGGGACGUCGGCCUGGGGGCGAGGAGGCACGGGGGAGGGUACCCCUACCCCACCACGGCCAUGGGGCCCUCGGCCCACGCCCGCACCAGCUCCCAGACCUACCGCAACCCCACCCUCCAGAUGGGGGCGAAGGCCGGGGGUGUGAAGGAGGUGAUGCUGGCUAGGAGCCACACUGGCAGCUCCAGUGCCCGGUCAGGCGGACACGCCCAGGACGGCAAGAUGAACCCCAGGCAGAACCCGGCAGCCGGCUACGACGUCACGGGCUACGUCUGACAUCAUCGUCUCCCCCCGCCCACCCCGCCCUUACCCCCCUCGCCCUCACGAAACAUGACUCUGUGUCGCCACAACUGUCUGGUCCUGUUUUGGUGAAGAGGAUUUAAUCACUGUAAGGUUUCGAGAAGCUAGAAUCCAGGGGCAGACAGAAAUGUGUGGGCGUUUUGUUUUAUUUUUCACCGCAGGAAGUUAACGGGUUCAGGAGUGAGGCCACUCAUUCUGGUUCAGGGGGUGCAAGUUUACCUGAAGUGGUGUUCAUAUAGUUGAGAAGGUUGUGAAAACCUGUUUCAUGUUUAUUUCUGUGCCCUUUAGAAGCUUACGACCCACAUCCACACACACACAUACCCACACACAUUCUCCAGUGACCUUGCAGUGAUGGUCACAUCUGCAGUGGAAUACUAACAAGAGUGAGUCAGUCACCCAAGGUCAGAGGUCAAACUCCAUGACUGUUAUAUCUCUGUCUUUUAGUGACCGCAUGCUGAAUGUUCAUAAAACACUUAAUAAUGCAUUUAAUUUCGUUAUUUCCAAUGUAUUUUUAGUAAAAAGUAUCCAAUGAUUUAAUUUGCAUUAAUUAACAGUUAAACACAGAUUAUUUUUUACUUUCCUGCUUGCCUGAAUGAGAUUUUCCUUAUAUUACUGUGCGAUAAGAGCGUCAAAAUGAGCGGCUGAGUGAUUUGCUGAAAUAUAAAAAAAAAACCUGCCUUUUGAAUUAAAAACUAUGUACUGUC